Elaeis guineensis (African oil palm) is the source of this 813-nucleotide messenger RNA. NCBI's taxonomy places the organism in Eukaryota, Viridiplantae, Streptophyta, Magnoliopsida, Arecales, Arecaceae. The record is from RefSeq and is a predicted model, not a curated record.
AUGUCCAACAGCAUGCAAUUCCCCAUUCCACGACUCACCACCAUCAAUUAUGAGAAUUGGAGCAUCCAGAUGAAGGCAUUGCUAGGCUCCCAAGAUAUUUGGGAGGUUGUUGAAAAGGGAUAUGAAGAACCCCAAGAUGACCGCGUACAAACGGCGGCACAAAGAACGGCGCUUGUCGAUCAAAGAAAAAAGGACAAGAAGGCCCUUUAUUUCAUCUAUCAAGGACUAGAUGAAGUCAAAUUCGAGAAGGUUGCUUGUGCCACCAACUCGAAGCAAGCUUGGGAGAUCCUCGAGAACGCUCAUAAGGGCGUUGAGAAAGUGAAGAAGAUGCGCCUCCAAAUGUUGAGAGGCAGAGACUUUGAAGAUGAAGGAAGGAGAAUCCAUCUCGGAUUACUUCACAAAGAGGACAAGCGUGUGGUGGAGAAGAUCCUAAGAUCCUUAGAUCAGAAGUUUGACUAUGUUGUGGCUGCAAUUGAAGAGUCCAAAGAUGUGGACACUAUGACAGUUGAUGAACUCAUGGGUUCUCUACAAGUCCAUGAGCAAAAGAUCUUGAUGCGGAAAGAAGAACCCUUGGAGCAAGCCUUGAAGUGCAAGCUCACCAUCAAUGAGAAGAAGGAUAGCCCAACUAGCGAAAGCAGUCAAAUAAAUCGCGGUCAUAGUUAUACUCGUGGAUACGGUCAUGAACGAGGCCGUGGACGAGGUUCCUUUGGACAUAGCAGAGGAAGGGAGACACAAGAGUCUUACCUAAUGAAGAAAGCACACAAGGUUCCUCUGGCGAAAGAAGGCAACGAGUUUUUCAAGAGAAUACGCUAG